AUGUUCAAAUUUAAAUUAUUAAUUCCAACAACCUGGAAACGAAUAAUCAGCGAUGAACAAAGUAUUGCAAAAAAACUCGAAGAAAUUUUGAAAUCUCUUCCCGUCAACAAUAGUGAAUUGAAAAAACUCAAUCAUGAGAUCAAGAACCAAUCUCAUAAACCACAUCCUAUUAAGGGAUUUAAGGAAUCUGAAAUCAUUACCAAUUUGAAACAACAGCUCCAUAAUCUCCAUGAACAGAAAUUAUCCGAAACAACCCAAGAUGAAUCCACUAUCAAAAGAUCUAUAAAGGAAACAAAGAAGAAACUCAAAGAACAAUAUAACCUUGAAUUUGCGAAAUAUAGAAAAAAGUUCAUAGAUUCCAUUAAUAACAAACACACCAAAGGAAUCCACAACUUCGAUCACCAUCUCAAAUACAAGGAAAUUGAUUGGAAUUCAACCAAAAUAACAAAAGAAGGAGCUGUGAACUACUUUAAAAACAAAUUCACCUCAAAACUAGAUGACAAAACAGAAAUUAAAUUUAAACCAGGUGAAUCAACAGUUAAAGAAGGACCGUCCAACAUUACAAUAACUAAAGAAGAUGUUACGGACGCGUUGAAAAGAAUGAAAUCAACAACACAAGGGGUAGAUUUCACAACAAAACAGAUAUUUGAAAAUAUCAAUCCCAAUAUAUUAGCAUCAGCAUUUAAUGACAUGAUCCAAAAUCAAGACAUCCCAAUAUGCUGGAAACAAGGAUGGGUUAAAUUAAUCGGAAAAAAAGAUAUAAUCACAGACUACAAAGAUCUAAGACCAAUCACAAUCAUGAAUAUUGGAUAUAGACUCCUAUUCAACAUUAUAACAUUCAAACUUAAAGAUUGGGCCGAAUCAAAUAUCAACAUUAGACAACAAGCAUUCACCCAAAAUCGAGAAACAACAAAUCACUGCAUCCUCAUACAAGCCCUCAUUAACAAAUUCAAAAAGAAAGGAUUCAUUCUAACCAAUAUAGAUAUUGCUGCUGCAUAUGAUUCCAUUGAACUCAAAAAUGUCAAUUGA
Messenger RNA from Naegleria fowleri, 1029 nucleotides. RefSeq lists its product as uncharacterized. NCBI's taxonomy places the organism in Eukaryota, Heterolobosea, Eutetramitea, Acrasida, Naegleriidae. The coding region runs from base 1 to 1029 and encodes 342 amino acids. The record is from RefSeq and is a predicted model, not a curated record. The transcript has a single exon.